Pelobates fuscus (common spadefoot toad) is the source of this 1444-nucleotide messenger RNA. Its product is annotated as perilipin-2-like. Gene Ontology annotation, biological process: positive regulation of triglyceride storage; lipid storage. The transcript is spliced from 7 exons. The record is from RefSeq and is a predicted model, not a curated record. Gene Ontology annotation, cellular component: cytosol; lipid droplet. NCBI's taxonomy places the organism in Eukaryota, Metazoa, Chordata, Amphibia, Anura, Pelobatidae. Bases 151 to 1218 code for a protein of 355 amino acids.
UAAUCUCCCUGAUUAAAUCUCAUGCUUGUCUCGGAAAUCCCCAUUUGCCUGGAAGGACCUAUUAAAAUUAUUACAAGCAAUUUUCUUUUCUGAUCAUCACAAUUCUUGUGAGAGUACUCUCCAGAACCAGGUUUCUCUGUAUACUAGAACAUGGCCGGGAGAAAACAAGCCGAGCAGAUCCAGCCUGAGAAUGUGCUGCGUCGAGUGGCCAGGAUUCCUCUUAUUCAUUCAGCCUUCCAGAUUGCCUCCUUUGCCUAUCAGGAUAUAAAAAAUAUGAAUCCUUUGUUGGGAUAUUUCUUUAAUGUGUCUGAGAGAGGAGUGAAGGCUGCCACCCAAAUAGCUACAUCAAGCAUGGGGCCUGUCCUGCGUGUUGUGGAACCUCAGAUUGCAGUUGUAAACCGAGCAGCUCUCUGGAUGGUCGAUGAACUGGAGGUCAGAGUUCCCGUGCAGGACCAACCAACAGAUGGGAUUGUGUCAGAAGUCACAAGCAGUUUGGCUGGCAGCGUACGCGGACUGAGGGAUCGGGCGCUAAACCGGCUUCAGAAUGAGCUGGACAGAGUCCGUGCCGUGGUGAAAGACGCCCAGGAUGUUGCCUCGCUGGCUGCUGUCACCAUAGGAAGUCUGGGCCUUAAAGAGCUGCUCAGCCUGGGGCCUGAACUUGCCUUGUCUGGGGCAGAAAAUCUGCUGGAUCACUACCUUCCAGAGGAGGGCGAUGGCGAGCAGGAGAGUAUCAGCAGCGAGGAGACUGAAGAUACACAGAGCGCUGCUUUGGGCCUAGCCUCCAGGACUUCAUGUCUGAUCAACACUAUCCUAGUGAGACUGAUGGGCAAGCUGAAUCCAUACCUGGACACAACCUGGGAUCUUCUGCGUGGGGGCGUUAAUUUCGUCCUGAGUUUACCCUCCAAGAUAAGAAAACGCAUUGAGACAUUAAUGAGAAAUCUGUUCUUUCUCGAUGAUUCAAAGGAAGACUCAAAACGCAAAACAGACCCCAAAAAGAACAAGCUUGACACUACCCCAAAGGUGACUCGCUCCGUAAACAGGAUGCGAACCUUUUCAGAACCAAUACAAUAUGGCUAUUUCCGCAGCAUGUUAUUCCACCGCACCUCUGCCAGCGUAAAACGCCGAUCCUCUGAAAAAUCUCAAGAACGUCUCCAAACCCACGGUAGGCGGCAGAGUCUCGAUAGCUCGUUCCACAAAGAUCCUUUUGCAGAGGAGUAGGAGCGAAUUUUCCUGAAUAUGAAAAAAGUAUUUACAUUUAAGAAGUCACUGUCAUGUAUUUUUUUUUUUAUCUGUGCUUUUACGGUUGAAUCCUCAACGACCUGUCCAUUCAAGAUUUUAGCUAAAAGAGAGAGUUCAAUGAUACGUUUAAUUUUAGUGAUGAAUGCGAUGUGAUAUAACGCAGUAUUAUUUAGUAAUGAAUAAAAGUGUGCCUCAUUUUUUUAUU